Cuscuta epithymum is the source of this 1298-nucleotide messenger RNA. The record is from the annotation of a GenBank genome assembly. NCBI's taxonomy places the organism in Eukaryota, Viridiplantae, Streptophyta, Magnoliopsida, Solanales, Convolvulaceae.
GGACAUAAUAAUAUCUCUUGUUGUUACUAUAAAGUACAAGUACUCCGUAUUAUUUAUCAUUACUGUAUGAUUAUUGCCUUUAUUGGCGGUUUAAUUUAGGUAUCCCAAAAAGCACGCUGCAUUCAGAACUCUUUUACUACCUCUGCAAAGCUCAUUCUCCGCUCAAACUUGAUAGGGGUAUCGUGGACUGCUGCUAUGAGGGCAGUCACCUGCUGGCACAUAUGUAAAAUCGGGUCAUAAACAACCGGGGUGGACGACGGUUAAGAAAGCAAAUGGCACAUUCAUUCACAUUCACAGAGGCCGGAACAAAGGCAUUAAAAGCUUUAAGUGGAGUACUUGGAGCAGGAGCAUCCAAAUGGAUUAAUCCAAUGCUAUUAGCUUUGGAGGCAUUACAAGUUUUGGAGAUUAGCAGCAAGUUAGCCGAUGAGGUUGCUAAGAUCAAACUAUCAAAACCACCAAAGACGAAGAGUCAUCAAAUUCCUUCAGUAUUGGCUCUGUCCAAGAAACACUAUGUGGGUUUCAGGCUGCUGAAAUGUAAAGGGAUUAGGGAUAUCAGAUUUGACCUCCAGGACGACAUAAGAACGGUUUCUCUGCCUCAGGUCACUUUAAAAUGUGAUUCAGAGGUGGUUUUGAGAAACUUGGUGGCAUAUGAAUCUGCCAUAGCAACCCCAGGGUCAGCCUUUGAGCUUGCUGGAUAUAUUCACCUGAUGAGCAACUUACUGCAGACACCAGAUGACGUGGCGAUGCUACGGGUGAAGGAGAUCAUCAAGGGAGACCUAACAGAUGGAGAAGCUGUUGAAAUCUUCAACGGGAUCGGAAAAUCUGCAGGGAACUCGAAGCCGAAGGUGGAGUGUGCAAGCAGGGAGGUGGUGAAACAAGUGAAGCGAAUGGUGGAGGAUUGGGAGAAGAAGAGGAAGAGGUAUGUAUUGAAAAGGGUGUGGAAGUGUGUGGAGAAGAAGGUCAAGAAUGGUGUGGAGUUAAUGAGGAAGCCCGUGAGAAUUGGUAUGAAGUGUCUGUUGUAUCUGAUAAUGAUUUUGUUACUUGUGCUGGAGAUGAUGCAAGCAUAUCGCCAGAUUUAUGAACCCAACAAAGGCAGGGGUUCUUAAGCCAAGACCGGCUAUGAGUUCCACUGUGUCACGAGAGGGUUAGAUGCUCAGAUGCAUGUACGGAGUAUAUAUUUAUUCAGUUGCUAAAUAAGUAUAACAUGUGGAAUUUUCCAUUAUCCACGAGUUCUAUUUUGACUAUGUUUUAUCUAUUAAUGUAUUACUCGGUAAUAAAUAAUAAAUUAUCUUUUAAAA